Molecule: messenger RNA, 2585 nt
Organism: Phyllostomus discolor (pale spear-nosed bat)
Lineage: Eukaryota; Metazoa; Chordata; Mammalia; Chiroptera; Phyllostomidae
Gene: RCAN3
Product: RCAN family member 3
Exons: 5
Coding region: 385-1110 (241 amino acids)
Biological process (GO): calcium-mediated signaling
Cellular component (GO): nucleus; cytoplasm
Molecular function (GO): nucleic acid binding; calcium-dependent protein serine/threonine phosphatase regulator activity
Source: RefSeq, a predicted model, not a curated record
GGACCCGCGCACCCCUUCAGGCCGCUGACCUCGGGCGCCUGCGCCGCGCUCCCUUUGCUGGAGGAGGGGGCGAGACAGGGCGGGAGCGCGCGGGCUGGUGCACGCGCGCGACGCCAGCCCCUGGCUUGGACCUGGCGCCGCUCGCUCCUUGGCCUAGGCUGUCGCUCCCGCCGGCCGGCGUCGAGGGCGUGGCGGUGAGGCUCCUUGCACCGACUCUGCCCAGACUGCCAUCCGGGGUGUCUCCCCAGGCCCGGCUUCUCGUGGCGCCCGGUCCUCUCCCUUGGCUUCCUGCCUGUCUUCCUGCAGCAGCCAAGCGCUCAGCAGCAGAUGCCCGGUCCAUGUCUUAGAACUUGAAGAACGGGAAAGACCUGCUUUUAGGGGAUAAUGCUGAGGGACACUAUGAAAUCCUGGAAUGACAGCCAGUCAGAUCUCUGUAGCAGUGACCAAGAAGAGGAAGAGGAGAUGAUUUUUGGGGAAAAUGAAGACGAUUUGGAGGAGAUGAUGGAUUUCAGUGAUCUGCCCACCUCACUUUUUGCGUGCAGUGUCCACGAAGCCGUGUUCAAGGUGCCGGAGCAGAAGGAGAGAUUCGAAGCGCUGUUCACCAUCUACGAUGACCAGGUUACAUUUCAGUUGUUUAAAAGCUUUAGAAGAGUCCGAAUAAAUUUCAGCAAACCUGAAGCAGCAGCGAGAGCGCGAAUAGAACUCCACGAAACAGACUUCAACGGCAAGAAGCUGAAGCUGUAUUUUGCACAGGUGCAGACCUCCAGCGAAACGCGGGACAAGGCGUACCUGCUGCCGCCCCAGCCAGCCAAGCAGUUCCUCAUCUCCCCUCCGGCGUCUCCCCCGGUCGGGUGGAAGCAGGGCGAGGACGCCACGCCUCUGAUAAACUAUGAUCUGCUCUGUGCUGUUUCCAAACUGGGACCAGGAGAGAAGUACGAACUCCACGCAGGAACCGAGUCGACACCCAGCGUUGUGGUCCACGUCUGUGAAAGUGAAACUGAAGAGGAGGAAGAAGCAAAAAACCCCAAACAGAAAAUUACGCAGACGAGGCGCCCUGAACCUCCCGCCACAGCCCUGAGCGAGCCCCAGACCUUCGGCUGUGGUCCGUGAGCCCUGCGGGUGCGUGCGGUGGUGCAAGGCGGCACCAUCCUGGGGGGGGCCCCCCCGCCACCGGGCUCGUGGCCCUCCCGCCGGCGCAUCGCUGCCAGCGGUGUAGGUGAGGUGCGCAGGGCGUGAGACGCAGUGUGGUCCCCAGGCCUGCACUGUGGAUGCGGCAGUCCGGAGUAGAGGCUGAUUUUACCUGUUCAGCAUUUUAACUGAUACUCUGAACAGCACCUCGAAGCAUUAGCCCCCAACGUGCAGCAUUUUUAAAUAGUAGCAAAUUAGGAAAACAGCCCACUCCAGGAAUGCUCCCUUCCCUGACUCCAUGCAGCAUCAGGUACCCGGAAGCUAAAACCAUCGUCACCCAGUGCAGUACCAUUUUUAGGAAUGUAACCAUCUUACAAUUUUAAUAAUCUAGUGUGGUAAUUUUGCACUUGGUAUGAUAACUUCUAAUGAAAUCUCUUGAUCAAAGGUUAAUUGUUAUUCAUAUACCUAAAUUUUUUGGCAUGAAAAGAAACCUGAAGAAUAAUCCAUAGAAAAUCGUUUUCCUCUAGUAUUUUUUUUCCCUGGACUUUGGGGAAGAAAUGCCAAAUUCGCUUCGACUGUCGGAAUCCAGGUGGCACCCAUCCGUGUGCAUGUUGUCCUCUUACCUGGGACUCGAGGAAGGCGAUGCACCACCACUGUCCUUGGGUGUCGCCCCUCCCUCCCAGAGAAACAGCUGCUACUUUGGAAUGGGGACACACCGCCCGUGAGCUUGACUGAUUGUGAGUCAGGUGGCCACUGCAGUCUGCCGCUGUGACCGUCUUCUAGCCUACAGCUUCCCAAACUGUCCUCGCCACCUGCUAAGUUUUUCUAUGUGACGCAUAUUUGUGUGCAUCAUUCGUAGACUGAAAAUCCGUAGAGGAGGUAAUGAUGAGAUUCUCUGAAGACCAUUUUAAAGGUGUCCAUUGAAACAUUUUGCAGCUUGGAAAGAAAGUGACACCUACUCCAUUUCUAUGAAUUAGGGGAAGAGGCAGGGGCGAUCGUUUUGGUAGUCAGACUUUCUUUUUUGGUGACAUUUUUUUACCCUGCUUACAGUACACAUUCUCCUCUCAAACGGAAUUGCUUCUCACUUACAUCUCACAGUGGACAGUUGAGCCUCCUGAAGUAGAAGCAAGCAUCUCUUUAACUUUGGGGGGAUCUAUUCAGACUUUAAAGUCCUUUUUAUAAAAAAGUCUCAUCACUAAAUGCUUUGCUUUUGGUCGGCGGCUCUGCCGAUUGUGUGCUCACACCGCUGUGUCCUGCGUGCGGCGCCUGGUGUGUGUGCACAGGAAGGGGUUGCUCAUGUGAGCUCGGACUAAUCCACCGACGUGGCUGCCCCCACGGAGAGAGAGACGAGCAGAAGAUGCAGGCUGUGCUGUCUGUACGUGUUCAGUGACAUGUUUUUGUGGUGUAGAUGUUCUUCUUGUGGUAGAAUUUAUUUCUGAGGACUUAAGCUAUAUUGU